Messenger RNA from Hermetia illucens (black soldier fly), 2030 nucleotides. RefSeq lists its product as uncharacterized. The record is from RefSeq and is a predicted model, not a curated record. The transcript has 6 exons. The coding region runs from base 579 to 1457 and encodes 292 amino acids. NCBI's taxonomy places the organism in Eukaryota, Metazoa, Arthropoda, Insecta, Diptera, Stratiomyidae.
CGACCUUGACUGGGGUUAAGAGUUGUUUUGGCGUGUCUGAGAUUAGUGUCUGUGCGGCGAUAAGUUUCUGGAGGGCUUGUUCUGAUUCGUGCGACAAGUGUAUUAGCUAAUACCUGACGAUAAUUGAAUUACAGGUGAAUCCGAGGUGCGUCAUACGCGGGAACGUGCUUAAAGGGGAUGAAUGGGCAAUGAUUCAUUGCGCGGGAAGUCGAACCGGUCACACACCUGAGCGGAAGGUUUAUCAGUACGCUCGAGUAACUAAUUUGGGUUGUGAGUGGGUUAUUUCUGUACUGCCUGCGAACAGUAGCAAGUGCUGAGUGUAGUGUGUGCUUUACGAGUAAAUAAUUUCCCGGCCGUUGUGGAGUUUACGUUUAAUAUUCCAUUAACAUAUUAAUGUCAUUUUGUUACACGUCUGAAGCGCGAAAAAUCUACAAAUAUAUUUCUGUGUACGUCAAAGUACCUUUUUGUUGCUAUCAAAACGCACACGAAGAUCGGGUUAAUCGACGGAAGCCUGAGGGUCAACCGCAGAAGAGACUAUAUUGAAAUGACCAAAAGAAAUUAAACAAAAAGACUCUGCUAUGCAAGGCCAAAAACAAAUUUUCACAUUCGUAGUUAUACUGGUUGUCAUUUGUUCGUUUACAUUCUUCAGAAAUGCGAUAAGAAAGGACAAACAAUUCAGACGAAUACGUGAGGAAGCUUUAAGAAAAAAACUGGAAACAACGCUGGACUACAACGACGAUAAUUCAGAUGCCGUCGAUGAACCAAAUCAUGAAACCCACAAUAAUGACAAUUAUUUAUACAAACUAUUAGAAUAUGAGAACAUAUGCUAUGAUUUGCAUGCUAUUAUUUUCAAGCCCGAAAAAGAAAUUGAAGCUAAACAAGCGAGAAAAGACGAUGAACAACGACAUGAAAAUACCAGCCAGUUUACGGAUUCUAAACAUAAGAAAGGCGUAGUAACCGGUCCACUCGUUUAUCUCUUUAUUAUUAUUUUAAUUUAUUCCUUUAUAAAAGCGGCCACGGAUAUGUCAAAACAAUUGAGUAAGAAAACCGAUGAUGAUGAAAAUGGCAUUCGAAGGUAUUCCCUGCAAGAGUACGCAAACACUAAAAAACACCGGCGAUCGUCAAGAGGUCCGGUUUUGAGGCGGGCCACAACGCUUACAACAGAGCAUCGCCCAAGCUCUAACCAACAAUCAUUUGAAGAGCGACGAAAGAGCUAUAUGAUAUCGGACUUUGGAAAUGGAAGUGGCUUGAUUACAGAGCCUGGUACACCUCCAAAGACAUUUAACGGAAUAGCAACUCGCCCUCCCCCUCUGAUGAGAAGAUGCUCAGUCCCAGCGUUUGCUCAUCAACAAAUAGCGCACGGCAGUGUUCUUAGACGUCCUUCAAUUGAUUCGUUCAGCGAAGAUGACUCUAGUCCAGAUGUUAAACGCCGGGUGCGAAUGAUUCAUCGACAUUAAUUUCUAGGUUGAUCCUACCACAGCAAACAAUGCUACUAUUUUAUCAUGACAAAUACCACAUGGUGUUUUUGAACACUAUUGGGUCAUACCAGCACUACUGCAAUCAGUAUUUUAUAUCAGGUUUAGAUUUUUGUAAAAAUAACCAAAAACAAAAAAGACUUGACCAAUCACUUUGAAUCACUGUUUUUUAUAUGUGGAACCUAAAUAUUCUUUAGGGAAAUAUUGAAAUGAUCUCAAAUCAACUGUUAUUUUUUGUAACAAGAGACCAAAUAUGACGGAAACUAAUACAAUCUCUAUAACUUUUCCCUGUUAAGUUACGACAAAGGAAGUUACAUUUCGAACUAUUUAUAUAUUGGAAAACGCUGCUAUUUACAUUUUUAUCAAUUUGUAUGUACAAAUAAGGGAACUGCUAGUUUUUAGAUUAUACUUGAAUGUUGUUCGUACAGAUUUUAGCCGUUUUAGGUGUUGAAAACAAAGUUGAUAACUAUGCCAAUCACAUUUGUAUUCUGCUUUUAAUCUCAAUGUGAUGUUAUGAAUAUGAAAUAAAAAAUAUAUUGUGAUGUCUUAUGCAAA